Messenger RNA from Saprolegnia parasitica CBS 223.65, 1530 nucleotides. RefSeq lists its product as hypothetical. NCBI's taxonomy places the organism in Eukaryota, Oomycota, Saprolegniomycetes, Saprolegniales, Saprolegniaceae. Gene Ontology annotation, molecular function: pyridoxal phosphate binding; catalytic activity; DNA binding. The transcript is spliced from 8 exons. The record is from RefSeq and is a predicted model, not a curated record. The coding region runs from base 1 to 1530 and encodes 509 amino acids. Gene Ontology annotation, biological process: biosynthetic process.
AUGACCGUGGACGCAGCGGCCAAGGCCGCCAAGGCCGACGACCAGAACAUGCUGGAUGCAGUGCACGCGGUGGUGUAUGGCCACAUGUCGAUCCGCCACGCGACCAAGAAGUACGCGGUCGUGCGCAGCACCUUGCAGCGCCGCGUGCAUGCGAUGACGAGCAAGGACGCGUCGCCCAAGACCGAGAGCGAGGACCCGGCGCCGCCGCCGACGAUGGCAUUGCCAGCAGUCCCCGAAGUCGUCAAGGGCCCCUACAAGGUCAUCAACUGCAAGGUGCGCACGAUGCAGACAGCGGCCUCGAGCGCCAUUGACGAGCUCAGCAACGAAAUGGUGCGCGCUGGCCGACCCGUCUUCAAGCUCGGCCUUGGGCAGUCGCCGUUUCCCGUGCCCGACUGCAUCGUCGACGAGCUCAAGGCCAAUGCGCACCAGCGCGACUACUUGCCCGUGGCCGGGCUCGCCGAACUGCGCGAGGACAUCGCCACGUGGGCCACCGAGACGCUCAAGCUUCCAUACUCCAAGGACGAUGUCCUCGUCGGACCAGGAACGAAGGAGCUACUGUUUGUGCUCCAGACUGUCUACUAUGGCGAUCUCCUCCUUCCGAGUCCGAGCUGCACGAGUUAUGCGCCCCAAGCCAACAUUGCUGGCCGAAACAUGAUUUGGCUGCCGACAUACGCCGAAGACCGCUGGGUGCUCCGCCCGUCGGUCUUGGAGGCCCAGUGCGCCAUGGACCCUUAUGCACCGCGUAUUCUCAUCCUCAACUCGCCGUCCAACCCGACCGGCUGCUCGUACUCGGACUCUGAUUUGCAAGCCAUUGCGGUGCUGGCUAAGAAGUACCGGAUGCUGGUCGUCUCGGACGAGAUCUACUCGGACCUGACGUACGAGCCGCACAUUUCCAUCUCCAAGUACUACCCGGAAGGUACGAUCGUGUCGGGCGGCUUGAGCAAAUGGUGCGGCGCCGGCGGGUGGCGCGUGGGCUUUUGGCUCUUUAGCGCGAGCCUCAAUUGGCUUCGCCAGAGCAUGCUCGUCAUGGCCUCCGAGACGUACACGUCGGUCGCGUCACCGAUCCAAUACGCGGCGCGGCGCGCUUUCGUGCCCAACUGCCCCGAGCUCAGCGCGUACAAGCAAAAGUGCCGCCGCACGCUGCAGCUCGUGGCCGAGUGGUGCACGUACCAGCUCCUCAAGAUGAACAUCCUCGUGCACCCGCCUCAAGGCGGCUUCCACGUCUUCCCGUGCUUCCGCAACUAUCGACAGAAGCUCGCCGCGCGCAACAUCGUCACAGACGUCGAGAUGUGUGAGCGCCUCUUGGCCGACACGGGGGUUGCGAUUUUGCCCGGCUCGUACUUUGGCCGCGCGGCCCAUGAGCUCUAUGCUCGGAUUGCUUUUGUGGACUUUAAGGGCGAAAUCGCCAUGUACGUCAUUGGCAGCGAGGGCGAGUAUGGGGUCAACGACCGCGAAGGCUUUAUCCGCUCCGUGUGCCCCAACCUAUGGACUGCCAUGGAACUGCUAUCCAAGUGGCUUCAGGCCGAGUAG